Molecule: messenger RNA, 2920 nt
Organism: Amblyraja radiata (thorny skate)
Lineage: Eukaryota; Metazoa; Chordata; Chondrichthyes; Rajiformes; Rajidae
Gene: snx4
Product: sorting nexin 4
Exons: 14
Coding region: 21-1391 (456 amino acids)
Biological process (GO): protein transport; positive regulation of autophagosome assembly
Cellular component (GO): early endosome membrane; plasma membrane; SNARE complex
Molecular function (GO): phosphatidylinositol-3-phosphate binding
Source: RefSeq, a predicted model, not a curated record
GGUGCUGGCGCAGUGCGGGGAUGAUGGCGGACGAGGCCGGGCAGCGGUGGCGGGAGGAGCCGGUGGUGGAGGGAGAGGGGGAGAGUGAGGGAGAGUCGGGGGGUGAAGACGAGCCGGGAGUCCGGGCCCAGCCCGACCAGGACCGCAGCGACGCGCUCGGCAGCCACAGCACGAUAAUGGAAGGCAAAAGUUGCUUAUUGAAGAAACUGGAGAUCAGCGUGUCAGAAGCAGAAAAACGAACUGGAAAAAAUGCAAUGAACAUGCAGGAGAUUUAUACUGUGUACCUCAUUGAAACAAGGCCAAUUGAUUCUCAAAGUGACGAUGAGAAUAGCGUGCCAGACUCUCUGUGGAGGAGAUACAGUGAAUUUGAACUGCUGAGGAAUUAUUUGGUUAUUGGUUAUCCCUGCGUAGUGGUGCCACCUCUGCCUGAAAAAAGAGCUGAAUUUGUCUGGCAUAAAUUAUCUGCUGAUAACAUGGAUCCUGAUUUUGUUGAACGACGAAGAAUUGGACUUGAAAACUUUCUUUUGCGUGUUGCUUCUCAUUCUGUUCUCUCUCUCGACACGAUCUUGUAUUUAUUUUUAACACAGGAGAAUGGGUGGAAAGAAGCAGUAAAUGAUUCGGGGUUCCAAGCCAAGGCAGACUCCAGGUUAAAAGCUCUCAAUGCGACAUUCAGAGUCAAAAACCCCGAGAAGAGAUUUGUGGAGCUGAAACAUUAUGGGGAUGAACUGCAGUCCGUCAUAUCGCAGCUUCUGCGGGUCAGAGCAAGAGUGGCAGAUCGUCUGUAUGGUGUUUACAAAGUUCAUGGAAAUUAUGGAAGGGUUUUCAGUGAGUGGAGUGCAAUAGAAAAGGAGAUGGGUGAUGGACUGCAGAGCGCUGGUCACCACAUGGAUGUAUAUGCAGCAUCCAUCGAUGACAUCCUAGAAGAAGAGGAGCACUAUGCUGAUCAGUUGAAAGAAUAUCUCUUCUUUGCAGAAGCUCUUCGGUCUGUUUGUAGAAAACAUGAAUUACAACAGUAUGACUUGGAGAUGGCUGCUUUGGAUCUAACGUCAAAAAAACAGCAGAAGGAAGAGCUGGCCACUGGGACCGUGCGGACAUUUUCACUGAAAGGCAUGACCAGCAAACUCUUUGGACAAGAGACUGCAGAACAAAGGGAAGCCAAGCUGAAACUGUUAGAGGAGCAAAUUGUGGAUGGAGAGGAGCUCGUGAAAGCCAAAAAUCUAGAGUGCGAAGAUUUUGUGACAAAUGCUUGGACUGACAUUGAGCGUUUCAAGGAACAGAAGAACAAGGAUUUGAAGGAGGCCCUGAUCAGCUAUGCGGUGAUGCAGAUAAGUAUGUGUAAAAAGGGAAUUCAAGUUUGGACCAAUGCGAAGGAAUGCUUUAGCAAGAUGUAAACGUUUGCAUUCAAUAAACUUGAACAUGAAGAGAAGCACAAAUUGUAGAUUUCAAAAAUGUAUAUGUUGAGCACAUGGAAUCCUCUUUACAGCGAUUGUAUGUGUUUCUGAAUCCACUGUUGACGGGGCACAAAGAAACUUUUGUAAGAAAGCGUCUUACUAAUAAAGUUCAAAACUCAUGUUUCCAGGGAUGUGGGGUUAAGGGGAAAGCAGGCAGUGAAUUUCAUUCUGUUACUAAUCCAUAUGCUAUGCUGGUUUCUUCCUGUGGAUUUGGAGGCUUCAGAUCAUUUCCAGAUGUGGUUGCAUUGUGCCAAUUGUUGUUAUUUUUGACAUUUUGCAAAGGCUUUCAUCGGGGCUAGUUGCCACGAUCAUAAAAUGUAUGACUGCUCAAAUAGGGUUACGGGUCUAACCUUCUCCACUCCUGUCUCAACCUUUCUUUAAAAGGUAGAUUACAUUUUGUCUUUGAGCAAAUUCCAGUUUAUUUUGUAGCUGAAUGUUGUAAUUGCCUAAGUGAGCAGCUGACCAUUCAGCACGUUCUGAUAUUUGGCUGGAAAAUGGAGGAAAUACCUUUCAGCCACCAGCCUGAUUAAUGAUACAGGACCUUAAUAUUUUGCAAAUGACCACUUGUUAAAAUUGAUGGUAAUUAGUUUGGAUGCCAUUUUGUCAUUCCAUGUGUGUCAAUUAUACCAAGGGUAACUGGAUUUGUAACCUGUCAACAAGCAGGUCAGUGGCAAAGUCCAGUUUAAUCCUACCUGCAAACAUGGGAGAAAUGUUCCUUUUUUUACUAUUCUCUUCCUCCUCCAAAUCCUGCUGGUGUUUAAAUACUAACAUUCAGUUCUUGACACUAAUUUGUAACUGCAGUAAUGUUAUCAUUGUUUAAAGAUUGAUAGUGAAACACUUCAGUAAUUACAGCAUGUUUUUGGAGAGAAAAUUGCCAUUCUACUAUUUAAGUUAACGACGCCAGAACUGCCAAUGGGUUAAGUUCACUUCCAUUGUAAGCAGGCUUUACACAAGAGGUACAAUUCUUUAAUUUUGUUCUGACUAAAAUGGUGGGUUACAAAAGUUUGUUUCAUUACAGCUUAACGUGAAGGUGAUCUUUGUUUAAAAAGAAAUUAAGAACCAAUUGUCAGGUUAAGAGCAGAUGACAGAAGAGAGAAUUUGAACACUUGUAAACACCACCUGUUUGGACAUCAAAAAAGAAUAAUGACGUAACUGAUGCGAUUUGUAGUUUAUACAUUUUCUCUUAAAUGCCAAACUGAAUAAGAAACACUAAACAAAGGUGCCUUAAUCUUUCUGCCAAUCUUGUACACGUUUCUACCUGGGAACAAAUGAUUACUGCUUAUUUUGUUCUAUUUCUAUUUCGAUUUGCUUAAAUUGUCAAAUGUUCAGAAUUCACGGAUGGCCUAGUCCUUUUGGUUUAUAGAGGAAUACUAGUUUCUCCUGCUAACUUCACUCACUCUCCCUCCCUCCCUCCCACCUACGUAGACACUGUGCCAAAUACGCUAAAUAAAAUUGCUUUUUAAAAUGCA